Tilletiaria anomala UBC 951 is the source of this 1325-nucleotide messenger RNA. RefSeq lists its product as uncharacterized. Bases 99 to 1052 code for a protein of 317 amino acids. Lineage: Eukaryota; Fungi; Basidiomycota; Exobasidiomycetes; Georgefischeriales; Tilletiariaceae. The record is from RefSeq and is a predicted model, not a curated record. The transcript has a single exon.
GAGCAAGUCGCACAUCCUUUAAUCACAUCCAUCUAGCGGCAUCCCAUUCCAAAAAGCUGAGCGAGCAGACCCCCCUGGAUUUAAACUGGAAGCGCAUCAUGAACGCAUGGUGGCCCGCCGUCUCUCCCGCGGCCCGCCGCGGGGCGCCUCGAACGGUCGUUGGCAGCCGAUCCACACGUUUACAUCCGCGAGCCGCUGAUGCCAGCGGCAGCAGCGCUAGGGCUGGUGCUCCUCCUUGCCCCUACUGCGGUUGUCGCCGCUGCAGCUCCUCUGCCGCUGCACCUGGGCUGGUGCAAUCGACAUCACCUGUCCCCCAACGAAGCUUCUCGACAUCCUUUCCGACACCGACUACCAGCCAGAGCAGCACUGGCAGUGAAGGUUACCGUCACCACCACCACGGCGAAGACGACGCGUCGCGCUUCCGGUUUCGCGUGCGCCAUCUCAGACCCGUCGUAGGACCGCUGGUUCUGCUAUCCAUUGUCACAUCGCUCGCAUUCAACUAUGCAGUCAUACGGCGCUCGCAGAAGGAGGAGCAGAAAGAGCACACUGCGCGGCUCGCGCUGCUACAGAAUGUUAAAGAUUUGAUGGCACUCAAGAUGGAGGAAACAUGGAAGCCGUCCGAGUCUCCUGCGGAAGGCAGAAAAGCCGAUAAGAAGUUGCGCGAGCAAGAGCUCCGACUGGCCAUCCGCCUGCUGAAAACUUCGCUGUCCCCAUCUUCCGUCGGCCUGGACCCUGCCAUCUGCGCCGAGGCGGAAGCGCAAGUGCUGCGCCAGUACUCCAGCAGCAGAGACGUCCAGCAUCAUCAGAGCUACGCAUCCGAGACGCGCUGGAGCGAGGCGCUUUUUGGUAAACCGGGCGCCAUGAAGAGCAGCAUGCUCGGUGCGAUCGAGAAGGCUAGCUCUGUCUUUCACGGGUGGAGGUCGGGAAGCAGCGCCGGGAGGGAGUCAAACCAUCAGAACCAGGACGAGGACAGAGGGUGGAGCGAGCAGGACUGGGAAGCUGGUGGGUCACACGUUCUUCGACUUCCAUCAUUGUACAAGUGCCGGAGCUGACCCACAUGUAACCUACCGUCCCUCUGUCUGCAGCGAUCCAACGAGCACUAGAGCCAUCGAAUGAUGCCCACGGUGUUGCCUCCACCUCUGUUUCAAGUUCAGAAAACAGUGCCAUCACACCGACUGCACCUCUCUCAACGCCUGUCACACUACCACCAACAUCGACAUUGCAGACGACACGUUCCGCCGAUCAGGCAGUCCACUGCAGCUCUACGGCGACUGCACCAUCCUUGCUUGGCCCUGCGGCGACGAGCGUUGAUCAACGUUUACGAG